ACCUCUUAAUCUAACCAAUUACACAUACGAGGCUAAACUAGGUAAACUUCUUACUAGAAUAUGACUAUUCAGUAGAGUAAACUGGCUGUAUUUCACCAACAAAAUUCUCCUCUCUUUUCCUUACAAGCCACCAUCAUCUUCAUCCAUAAACCCCGCCUCAAAUACCUACAAUUUCCCCUUUAAUUACAUCUCAUAAUCUCCAUUUCCCAUCUUUAUUUUCCGCCAUGGAAGAAUCCGGCUUUUACCCAGAUCGAAACAAUCAACAAAUCCCAUCAUUUUCAUCCUCAUCAUCAUCAACCACAAGUGUUCAUGUUACCGCACUUGACGGCCUAGUUAACGUUAAUUCCCUUUUCACAAUCGCCGUCUUUGUGGGUCUUUCUCUAACAACACCAGGCCAACGUAGCUUAGAGAAUCGUUCAUCUUGUGACGCCGGCAUUGACGUAGCUAAGAAGCUUCUAGUAUUCGAAGUGGUUUCCUUUAGUUUCUUCCUGUUUUCUUCCUUAGUUGCUCAAGGAUUAAAGCUUGCAAUCAACAUAUUGAAUAGUAAAGAUGUUGAUGAAGUAUUUAGAGCUCAUAUCAACACAAAGGUAUUAAGAGUUGGGAUGUUGGUUUCUGCUGUUGGAAGUGUAAUGGGUUGCUUGUUUUUGAUGUUGUCAAUGGUGAAUGUGAUUGAAAUUAGAUUGGGAUUGUUGAGUUGUGGGAGUAAAUCUGCUGGGCAUGCUGUUGCUGCUUUGGUUAUUCUUGUUACUUCUGCGCUUUUGGUUUAUAUUUCUACUGCUCUUUAUGCUUUCUUGCAUUGAUUAUUAAUUAUUGGUGUUGUAAUUGAAAUUUGGGGACGUAUUUGUAUAAACUUGGUGGAUGUUUAUUCGGGAAUUUCAAUGGAAUUUGCUCUGUUUUUGAUCAAUUUUGUGUUAUGCUGUGUUUUUUUUGUUAGCAGCCUAUUGUUCAUCUGUUCAUAUGCUAAUCAAUACUAACUGUAGUCUUUAGGCGAAGUAGUCGUUCAUUGUUCUAUCAUUGGUUGAAUUAGUGUUCUUAU
Amaranthus tricolor (Joseph's coat) is the source of this 1036-nucleotide messenger RNA. RefSeq lists its product as uncharacterized. The coding region runs from base 225 to 800 and encodes 191 amino acids. NCBI's taxonomy places the organism in Eukaryota, Viridiplantae, Streptophyta, Magnoliopsida, Caryophyllales, Amaranthaceae. The record is from RefSeq and is a predicted model, not a curated record. The transcript is spliced from 2 exons.